Molecule: messenger RNA, 618 nt
Organism: Colletotrichum chrysophilum
Lineage: Eukaryota; Fungi; Ascomycota; Sordariomycetes; Glomerellales; Glomerellaceae
Exons: 4
Coding region: 1-618 (205 amino acids)
Source: RefSeq, a predicted model, not a curated record
AUGGAUAUUCAAGCGUCGGAGGCAAAGAACGACUGGAAGGGUCAGCGAGCGAAACGUAUACAGCAGCUGAGCGCCGAAGUUGCGACUGCCAGGGGCCAAAUUGAUGGAAUCAAGCGUUUGUUGGACGAGUACGAUGAUGAAGAUCUCACAAAAGAAGAGGAGGACGAGAUGUAUGAUCUCCAUCGGGACUUAAGAAAGGAAGAGAAAAUUUGGGAACAGAAACUCCAUGAUCUCAAAACCUUCUUGGUCGAGACUCGAAACGCAGAGGUUAGGAAGAAACUUCAAGCCAGCUAUCGAGACAAGGUCCGGGGUGGGAUUGUUCAUGUUUUCUGCAUCAGCAACACGGAGUACUGGUCCAAGGCCACGUCACCGAAAGACGAGGCAAUCCCCUCUUUGCAGCUGAGCGGAAUUAUUGCUCUGCGGAAGCACUGUCUCUCCAUCAUCGCGGAUAGUCAGUUGAGACUUGCCACCAAAUUUGUCACCAAUGACAUCCCUGCUUUGCUCGGAGAGGCCGGAUUAUGGGUUGAGUCUGGAGCCGGAAGUGCCAAUGCGGAACAGAAAUCGGCUGUUCGCAGAACUCUGGACAAGAUAGAGCGUCAGCUGAGAGAGGUAAGCUAA